Molecule: messenger RNA, 865 nt
Organism: Colias croceus (clouded yellow)
Lineage: Eukaryota; Metazoa; Arthropoda; Insecta; Lepidoptera; Pieridae
Exons: 4
Coding region: 90-794 (234 amino acids)
Source: RefSeq, a predicted model, not a curated record
AUAUGUCAAAAACAUAACCUCCUACAAAAUGUUGAUAAAUUUUGUGACUUUUAAUUAAAAAUUAAAUAUAAAGUUUUUUGGAUAUAAAAAUGAAUGAAAAUAAGUCUGACUUUUUAUUUAAAGCAGCUUCGGUACUGUCACGGCCGGUAGAAAAUAAAGUCAACGAUAUUCUCAAAAGUUAUUACUUGAUGCGUUGUUCAGAAUUUGUAUCCAAUUAUGACCCCAGUAGCAGUUUAAGCAAAUUAAGAUGUUCCCAUUGCUGCUUAGAAUGGAAAAGAAAGACAAAGUGUAGAAUUAAAUCUUCUAAACUAAGCAAGAAACAAAAGCAAAGGAUAAAAGCAAGUACUGACCCAAAGAAACAAAGUCUUCUUAAUUGUAAUCAACUGGAAAAGAUAUGUUCAUUUUGUGGACACGUUACUUCAAUAGACAUCCCAAAAUUUAAUAAAAAGGUUAAAAUUAUAAAUCAAAGAGAAGAAAAGAAAGUGGAAAUUCCAGUCCAGCAAGAUAAAAAACUUCCAAUUAAAAAGCAGAAAGAUUUCUCAAAAAAGAAAGAAGCCCCAAAAAAUUCCAUGAAGCCAUUAAAUGUUUACAGUAAUACCUCUGACAUAUUUUCUUUGAAAAAUGAAAAUAAUAAACUCAAAUCAACUGCUAAAACAGAAACAAUUAAAAACAACAAAAAGAAAAAAGAUAAAUUUGCUGGGUUAUGCCAGCGAGCCGUUCUAGCAUCUGCUAAAAUAAAACAAGAGAAGGAUAAAAACAAUAAACUUAAUUUAUUUUUAAAACCAUCUUCAUAAGAAAUAAAUAAAUAUACUUAGCUACUAUAAUGAAAUAUUACUUUUUAUAAGGAUUAAAUGAAUAUCCAUGA